GUUGUUGCCAGAAUGUUAUCCCACGGACGGCAGUGGUGAAUUCGGAGCAGCUGAGCAACCUGUCUCCCGAUUCCAGUGAAAUGUGAACGUCGUCAUCACUCCUGAAGUUACCGAGCAGCUAUUAAUCUCACCCACUUCCUCCUAUGCCAGAGAGCGAAAAUCCCUCCGUAGACGAUGCCGACCAACCUCGCGAAUCUCCCGGAAGAGAUUCCUAUGAGUGAUGGAGAUGAUUGGACCCAUGCCCUCCCUGUGUGUCCUCGGUCUCGGUUGGGAACGCUGACAAAUCAGCUUUAUCAAAGCAAUGGUUACAAGAAAGAGAAGCACUCCUUCCACGAAAUCGGAUUCAAUUACCUACGGGACGACAUCGGUAUUUACGCCGUGUUCUCGGGUUCAGGAUCUGUCCGCUGCGCGAAAUUUGCUGCGUUAACGUUCCCUGCUGAGCUCCUGUUCGGGCAGCUAGAGAUGAAUCAAACACCUGAGCAGAUAAUUUGCACGCUGAAGGACGCCUGGAGUUUCGUUGACAAGCAAUACUUAGCAAGUAUAGAUGAUCUCAUGCUCGAGAGCGUUCGCAUAAAAAUCGCGUCAGAAAACCUGGUGAGUUCCCUGGGAUUUCAGGAUAGCCAACUGCAGUCGUUGGCCGACCCCUCUCGUUUGGCCCUCAUACAGCGCGAGCUCAAUUCGACCGCGUCAGGACUUCUGUGCGUUACCGUCGGGGACCGACUUGUUUUAUCAUAUGCUGGAGAAUGCGUCGCGGUUCUCGCUCACCAAAAAGAAGGAGCUGCGGGUAAGGAGAUGAAAUCAGAUCCGUGGGACGCAUCCGUCCUCACGUGCGGUCACAAUCGCGAAAACGAAGACGAGAAACUGCGACUUGGGGCCCAAAUUUUGAUUGAUCUCGAUUUGGCGGAGGUGCGUCAGACAAGAUUCUUAGGACACCCGGUUCUGAAGAGCCUGCCGGAACUUCGGAUUCAGCCCGAGGAGCUCGUGCUCAAUAUUCAGCCGACCUGGAAAUUCCUAAUUCUUGCCUCACCUGGAGUUUUCGAAGUGCUUAGUCAUCUGAAACCGAAUUGUCAAGACAUUUCGGAGCUCGCCGACUGUCUGUGUCAGCAGAUUCGGGAAGAAUUCAUCAAGUGCACGGCUCACGAUCAAUCUGGUAAUGUUUUGAAUCGAGUGUCUCAGAACGUCGUCGAAGAACUCGGAAGUCGGCACUUCCGUGCGUUCUCCGACAACCCGAGGUCGCAAAACGAACGACCGGAUAUGACGAUCAUGAUCAGGGUCUUCGACGAGAGCAUACUCGAGCAUCGGCCCCCCUCUCAAGCCCCAUCCAGAACUUCAUCCUCGAUGGCUAGUACGGUCUCAAACACCAUGUCGUCCAUUUAUGACUCACGAGAUUGCUUCGAACACUCCAACGCUCCUAUACCCGCAUACGUGAAUUUCACUCGUUUCAUCGAAAACGCGAGACGCGAUCCUACGGUGCCUUCGUGGUGGUUGGAACCCGCGGUACCGGAUUCCAACAGGGAGAAAUCGUCAAUCUGAAAGUUUCAACCCAUUUCGAUCGAUAUUGCGCACCUCCGUUGUUGACGUAUGGUUCGAUUCGGGGAUGCAUCGAGUCCCUUGUAUAUUUAUUUUGUUUGAGGCCAUCGUCGCUUGCAAUAAAACUCCUGCUCGAUCAGGAGCGGUCAAUGCCUGAUUGUAAGGGAAGAGCGU
Molecule: messenger RNA, 1704 nt
Organism: Galendromus occidentalis (western predatory mite)
Lineage: Eukaryota; Metazoa; Arthropoda; Arachnida; Mesostigmata; Phytoseiidae
Product: TGF-beta-activated kinase 1 and MAP3K7-binding protein 1
Exons: 8
Coding region: 175-1533 (452 amino acids)
Biological process (GO): protein dephosphorylation
Molecular function (GO): protein serine/threonine phosphatase activity
Source: RefSeq, a predicted model, not a curated record